Molecule: messenger RNA, 3626 nt
Organism: Erinaceus europaeus (western European hedgehog)
Lineage: Eukaryota; Metazoa; Chordata; Mammalia; Eulipotyphla; Erinaceidae
Gene: ELL2
Product: elongation factor for RNA polymerase II 2
Exons: 12
Coding region: 148-2073 (641 amino acids)
Biological process (GO): snRNA transcription by RNA polymerase II; transcription elongation by RNA polymerase II; positive regulation of transcription elongation by RNA polymerase II
Cellular component (GO): transcription elongation factor complex
Molecular function (GO): cis-regulatory region sequence-specific DNA binding
Source: RefSeq, a predicted model, not a curated record
GAGGUCUGGCUGCGCGCAGUAUCUGACAGUACGUCAGCAGCGGGAUGGCCGUAGCUGUGGUGGCGGCUGCAGAAGCCCGAGCAGCCGCGGCCGCAGUGGAGAUUAGAGCCGGAGCGGCGUCGGCGGCGGCACCCCGGGGAGUUUAAGAUGGCGGCGGGGGGGGCGGCGGGCCUGCGGGAGGAGCAGCACUACGGGCUGUCCUGCGGGCGACUGGGGCAGGACAACAUCACCGUACUGCAUGUGAAGCUCACUGAGACGGCGAUCCGAGCGCUCGAGACCUACCAGAGCCACAAGAAUUUAAUUCCUUUUCGACCUUCAAUUCAGUUCCAAGGGCUUCAGGGGCUUGUCAAAAUUCCCAAAAACAAUCCCUCAAGUGAAGUACAUACUUUUAACUUCUAUUUGUCAAAUGUCGGUAAAGACAACCCUCAAGGCAGCUUUGACUGCAUCCAGCAGACAUUUUCCAGCUCUGGAGCCUCCCAGCUCAAUUGUCUGGGAUUUAUACAAGAUAAAAUUACAGUGUGUGCAACAAAUGACUCGUAUCAGAUGACACGAGAAAGGAUGACCCAAGCAGAAGAGGAAUCUCGCAACCGAAGCACAAAAGUUAUCAAACCCGGUGGACCAUAUGUAGGGAAAAGAGUGCAAAUUAGGAAAGCACCUCAAGCUAUUGCAGAUGCAGUGCCAGAGAGGAAAAGGUCAACCCCCAUGAACCCCGCAAAUACAAUUCGAAAGACACAUAGCAGCAGUGGUGUUUCUCAACGACCUUACAGAGACAGGGUUAUUCACUUAUUGGCACUGAAGACUUACAAGAAACCAGAGCUGCUGGCAAGACUACAGAGAGAUGGUGUCAAUCAAAAAGACAAGAACUCCCUUGGAGCAAUUCUGCAACAGGUAGCCAAUCUGAAUCCUAAGGACCUCUCUUAUACCUUAAAGGAUUAUGUUUUUAAAGAACUUCAAAGAGACUGGCCUGGAUACAAUGAAAUAGACAGGCGGGCAUUAGAGUCAGUGCUUUCUAGAAAACUAAAUCCAUCUCAGAAUGCUGCCAGCACCAGCCGUUCAGAAUCUCCUGUAUGUUCUAGUAGAGACGCUACAUCUUCUCCUCAGAAACGAUCCUUAGAUUCAGAUUUUAUUGAUCCUUUAAUGAAUAAAAAAGCUCGAAUAUCUCACCUAACAAAUCGAGUGCCACCAACAUUAAAUGGUCAUUUGAAUUCUACCAGUGAGAAAUCAGCUACAGGCCUCCCGCCGCUCCCUGCAACUGCCGCUAUACCUACCCCUCCACCACUGCCUUCGACCCACCUGCCUGUCUCCAAUCAUCCUCAGACUGUAAACUCUAACUCCAAUUCCCCUAGCACUCCAGAAGGCCGGGGGACUCAAGAUCUACCAGUUGACAGUUUUAGUCAAAAUGGUAGUAUCUAUGAGGACCAGCAAGACAAAUAUACCUCUAGGACUUCUCUGGAAACCUUACCCCCUGGUUCAGUUCUACUAAAGUGUCCAAAGCCUAUGGAAGAAAACCAUUCAGUGUCUCACAAAAAGUCCAAAAAGAAAUCUAAAAAACACAAGGAAAAGGACCAAAUUAAAAAGCACGACAUUGAAAUGGUUGAGGAAAAGGAAGAGGACCUUGAAAGAGAAGAGGGAAUUGCCAAACUGAACAACUCCAGUCCAGAUUCCAAUGAAGGAGUUAAAGAGGGCUGCACUGCCUCAACAGAGCCUUCUUCAACAAUUGAGCUCCCAGAUUAUUUGAUAAAAUAUAUUGCUAUCGUCUCAUAUGAGCAACGCCAGAAUUACAAGGAUGACUUCAAUGCUGAGUAUGAUGAGUAUAGGGCCCUGCAUGCCAGGAUGGAGACUGUAGCCAGAAGAUUUAUCAAACUGGAUGCACAAAGAAAGCGCCUUUCUCCAGGUUCAAAAGAGUAUCAGAGUGUUCAUGAAGAAGUCUUACAAGAGUAUCAGAAGAUCAAGCAGUCAAGUCCCAAUUACCAUGAAGAAAAAUACAGAUGCGAGUAUCUUCAUAACAAGCUGGCUCACAUCAAAAGACUAAUAGGUGAAUUUGACCAACAACAAGCAGAGUCAUGGCACUAGAGCUCUGCUUGGACCAGAAGAUGUGAAUAAACUUAAGCUUAUUUAUUUAAAAUUCCAAAUGAGUUGCUCUAAGAUUCUAAAAAAAAAAAGUGAAACUUUGCUAAAGUUUCAGUAUUAGUACACUUGAGUUACUUUGUUCUUCCCCAUUUUACUUUGCUUUCCUGCAUUUUUGAAGCUGCUGUUUCUGGUCCCCCCAUACCCCUCUACAACUUGUGUUUGUCAAUAGAAGUCAUUUCUUUUUUAGAUAUUGGCGAUCCAGUGUCUACACUUCAAAAACGUUUUUUCUUAAAAACUUGUGUUUGUCCUUAGAAGUUUUUUUUAAAAGAUAUUGGGGAUCCAAUGUCCACACUUCAACGUUAUGUGUUAAAAAAAAAAAAAAAAAACAGUGACAUGCAAGGUGAAAUGCUUUUGGAUAAACAUAAGCCUAUUUUCUGACCUUUCUUAAUGCAAACUCUUUGCCUUAAAUGGUAGAAUAUUUAGAAUUUUGCACAAAAAAAUCAGAAAAAAAUUAACAUUGUUUUGGAGGGUUAAGAAAUAGAAUGGUGUAUGUAUAUUAUGAGCAUACACAGUCUCUCUCUUUCUCUCUCUCUCUCUCUCUCCUCCUCUUUCUCUCUCUCUGUCUCUCUCUCUCUCUCUCACACACACACACACACACACACACACACAUAUAUUAUGUGGUCUGACUUAAUCUAGAAGAGUAAAUCCACCCUGCAAGUUAACCCCCCAUUGCAAUGAUUGCCUUAAGGUGUUUGCUAGUUGUGUACCUAGUGUGGUUAAUCAUUAGCUACACUGCUUCCCACUUGAUUUGAACAGUGGGAGUCACACUGUGGCCUACCAGCGUCUGAAAGUGUGUGCUUGGCCUGUAUGUGUGUAGAGGUGGUGUGGAUGUGAGCGUGCAUGGAGGAUAAAAAGCUGCUACUCUCAGUAGGCCAAACGCUCAGGUUAAACAACUGACGAGUGUUAAUGUAGGUUUUUUUUUUUUUUCCUGUCAAAUUGCUACUUCUAUUGUGGAAGACAAAAGCAUUUCCAUUUCAACAGUUUGUCAGCUUUAUUAAUGUUGGGCAAAAUUGAUAUGUUAUGAAGAUGAAACAGAUCUAUAGUUUUGGGGCAAAAUUAUAAAAUUAAAUGUGUAGGUAACCUAUUUAUAUACUGCUAUAAAGUAUUUUUUGAAGAGAGAUGUGCAAAGAAGCUAUUACCUACAUGAAAUGUAUAUUUAAAGAUUUUUCUCAUCCUGGGUGCCAGGAAUAUAAAAAAGAGCAGAUAUAUUUAACCAUAACAUACUGUGAUUCAUCAAACAGCACAAACUUUCAUUUCAUGGAGUUUAUCUGUUAAUGUUGAUUUAAACUAUCACUUGUUUUAUCAUGUGGGAACAUAAGUUAUGUGGUCAAAAUAUAAGGAUUUUAAACUAAUGUUGAUUCAAGUCGUGUUGUCAUGUCGUAUUGUCUUUUCAAAGUGCUGCCAGUUGAAAAGGGAAGCAUUAUGUUUACAAAUCUGUUUUGAAAUGUUUGCCAAAAUUUUGGUAGUAUCUUUAAUAAAGAUGUUUGUCUCCAGCA